Messenger RNA from Mus caroli (Ryukyu mouse), 1796 nucleotides. Its product is annotated as WD repeat-containing protein 18-like. Gene Ontology annotation, cellular component: nuclear pre-replicative complex; rixosome complex. Gene Ontology annotation, molecular function: protein binding. NCBI's taxonomy places the organism in Eukaryota, Metazoa, Chordata, Mammalia, Rodentia, Muridae. The record is from RefSeq and is a predicted model, not a curated record. Gene Ontology annotation, biological process: rRNA processing; DNA-templated DNA replication.
AGGUAGACGGAGGCUGGAGGAUCAAAAGUUCAAGGUCCUCAGCUACAGAGCGGUUUCACACCCUAGACACGUGACCACCCGUCAACGUAGUAAGUGAAGAAAUACACAACGUAAAGACGUUUACCGAGAGCAAGAUGGCGGCGCCCAUGGAAGUGGUGGUGUGUACUGACGCUGCGGCGCAGCUCUGGAACUGCGUGGUGUGGGAGCUUCAUUCGGGCGCCAACCUGCUCACCUACCGAGGCGGCCAAGUGGGGCUGCGAGGCCUGGCGCUACUCAAUGGCGAGUACCUGCUGGCGGCGCAGCAGGGCCAGAACUACAUCUGCGCCUGGGAGCUGCAGCGUAAGGAUCAGCUCCAACAGAAAAUCAUGUGUCCUGGGCCUGUCACCUGUCUGACCACAGCACCUAAUGGCUUGUAUGUCCUGGCAGGAAUUGCAGAGAGCAUCUACCUGUGGGAGGUUGGCACCGGGAACCUCCUGGUCAUCCUCAGCCGGCACUACCAGGACGUGUCCUGCCUGAAGUUUACAGGGGAUGGCAGCCAUUUUGUCUCCGCGGGCAAGGACUGCCUGGCGCUGGCCUGGAGCCUCUGCAGUGUGCUACAGGCAGACCCGUCCAGGAUCCUGGCCCCAAGACAUGUCUGGUCCCAGCACACGCUCCCGAUCACAGACCUGCACUGCGGCUUCGGAGGCCCCAUGGCCCGGGUGGCCACCGCUUCAUUGGACCAGACCGUGAAGCUCUGGGCCAUCGCCUCGGGGGACCUGCUGCUGUCUGUCUUGUUUGACAUGGGCAUCACGUCUGUGACCAUGGACCUGGCCGAGCACCACCUAUUCUGCGGAGGCAGCGAUGGCUCCAUCUUCCAGGUGGACCUGUGCAGCUGGCCCGGACUGAGGGAGUAUAGCUUCCAGCCUGAGCAGAACACAGGGAAGGUCUUCAAAGGACACAGGAACCAAGUGACAUGCCUGUCGGUGUCAACAGACAGCAGUGUUCUGCUCUCCGGCUCCCACGAUGAAUCAGUGCGGCUGUGGGACGUGAAGAGCAAGCAGUGCUUGCGCACAGUCACCCUCAAAGGCCCAGUGACCAAUGCAGCCAUCAUUCUGGCCCCACCCAGCAUGCUGAACCCUGAAUUCAGGCCCAGCCUGCCCCUGCCCCACUUCAACAAGCACCUGCUGGGGGCUGAGCAUGGAGAUGAAGUCCAGGGUGGGGGCCUGCGUCUGCAGCUAGGACUCCACCUGCAGGGCAAAGAGCCUAGCUACCUGGAGCGUCUGGAGCAGCUGCAGGCAGUGUUGUCCAGCCAUCUGGAGAAGAACAAGCUAGGCAGCCAGAUGAUGCCAGCAUCUGUGUUUGAUCUGGAGGAGGAGAAUUUGGAAUCCAGAGGAAACACUGAGGGCACAGGUCACCUGUAAUGACCAAUAAGGAGAUCCCAGGGCUCCUUCAGAAUCCAGUUCUACCUGCUCUACGAACACACUACACAGCUGUGCCGAUGUAGCUGUGCCUGUUACAUAUAUUCUGUCAGUAAGGAGUUGGGUAUCCAUUCUAAGUUGAUAGUUAAAUAAAUGGGGAGAAGCCUGAGACAUACCACCAUAAAUAAUAACUAACUGUACAACCAGACUUCCAGAAAAGCCGGAGGAAAAGCAGGUUCCGUUAGGCUGAUCACUCUGCGUUCUGGUGCAGUAAUGGGCAGUGGCACCUCCCAAGCCUACUGCAAGACGAGCUCCCUGUCUGUCAAUCAAAUAAGGCCCAAGUGAUGGCACAAGUUUGUAAGCCUAGGACUUGGGAGAUAAAGUCAGGUGUAUUUCUGU